AUGGCAAACGAACCUGACGCCCCGCCAUUCGAGAGAGUUCUUACGCUCGCGACGCGCAAGUACGAAGGUGCCUCGCUCACCAAUAACCGCCUGAAAUCGCUUCUCCUCGCAAUCGGCAAGCAACAAGAGACUGCGCUGAAAUGCUUCGUCGCUUCGUCAUCCGAAUCGACCACCACCACCCACUCAAGCUUCAUAUCUCGUCGUUUGUCUGACCCUGCUUUCGGAACGAGCUCCAAUAUCGUCACCUUCGAGCGCAAUGAGGGAUCUCAACCGGAGCACACGCCACUGUUGACGCAAGCUCCGACGUGUCUUUCGGGGCUCGCGCAGAAAUCGAUCGAGAAGUUGGAAAAGAUACAGGUGAAGGAUCACGAGCAGAGCCCAGCAGCCGAGAAGAAGAUUGCUUUUGUUACGGAUAAGCCUUCGACUGAGCCGAAACUGCCCAAAGAGCUCUCUUCCAUGCGUUUCACACCUUCCACAGCAGUCAAAACGGCGCCACAAGGCAGAGUCAUCAAGCCGACCGACUGGGACGAUCAGCAAAGCAGUGAUCAAUACGAGCCAAGAACAUCCAGCUCAAAGCCAAAUCGGAAGCACCAGUUCGAAGACGCCUCGACAAAGAAGCAGACGAAGCCAGCGCAGUCAGUCAGCAGACCCGAAUCCUCAGUUGAAAUCCUUGCCGCUGAGAUCAACGCCCUGAGCACUGAUUCUGAUGACGAGCAAGAUAAGACCAAGGUGCAAGUCAAAGAUACCCAACCCCGUCCAAAGUAUGGUUACGGCCGCGUCAGACAGAUGUUUCCAAUUGAUGAAGAAGAGCUAGCGGCGCUCGCAAAGGAGAAUGCAAGCAAGUCAUCGUCGAUGCCCAUCGCGGCAGUGGUCUCUCCAGCCGUCGCACCGGAGUCAAACAGCCCAUCUUCCAAAGACUAG
Molecule: messenger RNA, 921 nt
Organism: Cercospora beticola
Lineage: Eukaryota; Fungi; Ascomycota; Dothideomycetes; Mycosphaerellales; Mycosphaerellaceae
Source: RefSeq, a predicted model, not a curated record